AUGCCCUACAUGAUUCAUUUCGGCGUUGUAUUGCUGUUGUUACUUCAAAUCAGUAGUCAUGGCCAAACCGCACCAGUUGCUGGAAAGCAGGACACCGCUAAAAGUACAAAGACGACUACAGUGACUGAAAAUGGUAAGUAUAGAUUAACAGGGUGUCUGAUUUCUUCUCUAUUUGCUUCGAGGUUCUAUGAGUGCCUUUGAGAGUCACAUAUCCUAAUAAUGCACCAGCUCAUACUGCGAUAUAGGGCUGUGAUAUUGAAGACUAAUAGAGUGGGAGCCUUACUUGGUACAGACUAGAGAACUUCGUUAUCCUGUUAAUAAUUUAGUAUUGGGGAAAAUGGCUUAAUAUGUGAUCGUGCGUGUGGCACUAAAAAACUGCAUUGACUAAAUUUGAGUCCAAUGACAGUGUUGAUUCCGUUCGAAGCGCGGGCUCUUGACUCUUGUUUAAUUUUAUCUGUGAACCAUUGACAUGAGUCCAUAUUCAACAAAGACUGCUAGCACUUAAUGAGGUUCUAAAAUUCAUAACGACUAAUGCUGCAGCUACUGGUAUAAUCUGACUACCGUCUUACUAAUUUUUAAGUAUAAUUAGCUUUAUGACUUAAAAUCAACCGUGGUGUACAGGCUACAGCCUAAACGCUAAAAUCAUAGUUAAAUUGAACUCGAAAAUAUUUGUUAUCUUAUAAUAUUAAUAAAUACCAGCAAUUAAUUUUAUUAAUAAAUACCACCAAUUAAUUUUAUUAAUAUUAUUAUAACUAUUUGUAAUAUUUAAACAGGAAACCUACUCAGUGAUCUUCACUGCUAUCCACUAGGAUCUUAGGAUCUUCUACUUAGGAUCUUUUAUCUACAAUAAUUGCAAAAUAUUCAAGACUAAAAUAGAUAAAAAUGUGUACUACAAGUUAAAAGCUAUACAAGUUCAAUGUUCAACUAAGAAAGAAGUUCUGUAACUUGACUUUAAAAUGAUUUAAUGUUUCGGUUUUCCGAAUGUCAGUAGGCAGAUCAUUGAAUGUUUUUGCACCAGUAAAAUAAAAACUCUUUUUGGCACAUUCAAGGCGUACUUUAUAGGAAGCCUUAUCAAGCUCUUAUUAUUUCUUGUCACGUAAUUACUAUCAAUAAUAGUUUAUACAGUACGGGGUUAUGAGUUAAAUUGCAUCUUUCAUUAGAGCUAGACGUCAAAGAGAGGCUACUUUACGACAAGCUGCUAUGAAUUUGUAAUGAAUUGGACACAUUUUAAUAUUGUUGACACUCUGUGAGAAAACAUAAGUGUAGUAUCCAAUUAAUUUAUGAAUCUUGCAAUUGGUCGAUCAUUACUUAAUCUUUUACAGCAGUAGAUUUUUACCCAUUUAGUCGAAAACUCGCUUCAUGCUAUAUAGUUGCAACAAACACUCGUAUACUACUAUACCGAAAACUAGUUCACAAAUACGUUGCCAGAUUUUCUAUUUUAAAAUUAUUCUUAAUUAAAACCUGUGUAUCAGCAUUGUUUGCAUACAAUUAAUUUUAAUAAAAAUUUCGAGAUUGGCUUUAUGCCUUUUCCAACGAAUUCAAAAACUCCAAAUAAUGUUUUAAAAGUAGUAAUAGGUACCGAUCGAGCCUAUUUUCUUGUGGAUUCCGUCAUUGAGGUAGAUUUUUUGGUGUCAGGUGGUGUGAGAGGACACUUUAAGUAGUGAGGGGGAGUCUAGACUAUCGUCUAACUGUGUAAGUGAAGUCUAGCUGAGCAAAUUUACCGGCCGACUUUGCGCUAGAGUGAAAGUCACUAAGGGAUUAAAGAGAUUGGAAUAAAAUCUAAAAUUCGGGUUGUGUUAGGGUUGCAGAAAGUCUGUACAUAUACUCUUCAGUCGCUACUAGAACGUCUGCUGCACAAUAAAGCAAACUCAUUAAAGGCCAAGACACACCGGACACGAUUCGACAUCGCGGUGCGAUUUUUCAAAUUUCACUGACCGGUUUACGUUCUUCAAAUAUUUAGAAGCACUAUAACAUUUUGACUUUUUGACCUAGUCUUUUAAAAUUUCCUUAUAUUGGCUGUUUUAUUAACUUUAAAAAAAAAGCAAAAGCACCAAAAGGCUAUCUCCAGAACAGUGGCGAUUUAAAAGUAUUCUUUUUUAAAAAUAUCUUGACAUUGAUAUGGAAGAAGAAAUCCUGUACUCCAUUUACAUUCGGUUACAUACUGAUCUGGACUGCAAAGGAAGAAAUCAUCCACAGAGGACAGUAUAAACAAGGAACUGAUAUUGUAGACUUCCUGAAACAUUGUGUGAUCCUGUAUCAUCCAGGUAUUCCGGAACAUUUAGUAUGUUCCCAAUGUCUCACCUCCGCCCACCCCCCUGGGCGUGGCGUUGAUGAGUUUCCUGUGAAACAGGUUCUCUAAAUCGAAUCCUAACCCUAAGUUUUAAUUUUGUUUCUGUGAUUCUAUGCAAAUCAAGGUUAGAAUUAAUGUAAUCUCUUAAUGAAUAUCACCAGCAAUCAAUAAUACUUGUCUAAACCAUAUCUAAACCACUUGACAACAAAAAACAUCUAUCCGAUAUGGAAUGUACAAUUUUCAAAAGUUGAACGAAACAACAUUUCUCCGUUGCAAUAAUUCCUCUGAAAAUAGUGUUCCUAAAAAGUACGGAUAUGUUUUUUUCACAGUCGCUAAUAUAUAUAUAUAUAUAUAUAUAUAUAUAUAUAUAUAUAUAUAUAUAUAUAUAUAUAUAUAUAUAUAUAUAUAUAUAUAUAUAUAUAUAUAUAUAUAUAUAUAUAUAUAUAUAUCGGAUUGCUGGUGAUAUUUAAGAGAUUACAUUAAUUCUAACCUUGAUUUGCAUAGAAUCACAGAAACAAAAUUAAAACUUAGGGUUAGGAUUCGAUUUAGAGAACCUGUUUCACAAGAACUCAUCAACGCCACUCCCAGAGGGGUGGGCGGAGGUGAGACAUUGGGAACAUAUUAAAUGUUCCGGUAUACCUGGAUGAUGCAGGAUCACACAAUGUUUCAGGAAGUCUACAAUGUCAGUUCCUUGUUUAUUUAUAUAUAUAUAUAUAUAGCCUAAUUGUAAGACAUGAAAGGUAUAACAAAAUAUAUAAGACAUAUUAUCAUGUAUAUACAGCUAUUUCAAUUAAGGUUGUCCCCCGAGCAAGGCGGAAAAGUCGAAUAUGAGCGCGAAAGGCUGCUGGGAAUCCCUAAUAAAUUCAUAUAUUUAUUAGCGAUUCCCAGCAGCCUUUCGCGCUCGUACUUUUCGCUUUGCUCGGGGGACAACCUUAAUUGAAAUAGCUGUAUAUGCAUGAUAAUAUGUCUUAUAUAUAUUGUUUCAAUGUGGAUUUCAUGAACACGGGCUUUUAAUAAACUACAGUACAAUCAGGCCGAGUAAUAAAAUUUGUGAAAUGAGGCUUAAGAAUUUUCAUUCAUUGCGUUCUAGAGUCCGUACCUAAACGUAUCUGCCGUUAUUUGUGUCUGAACUGCCUGAAAAUUUAAAGAAACGUUGAUAUUAGCAUUUGUAUAAAGAACAAGGAAUAAGACAUACUAUAUUUAAUCGAUUCAGUAUAUUGAGGAAGGACCACGAGUGUUUUUAAACUGUUUCGGUUCAGAUCCAAACCAUGACAUUACUUUACUUUUAUAUCUUUGUAUACAGACCUUCUGGAAGGUGAUAUGAUUAUUGAUAAGACAAUGAUGAAUAUCAUUGCUAAUCAAACAGUGAAUACCAAACGAAGUGCUGUGACCAAUGGAGUGAGGUUGUGGUCGAAUGGAGUUGUACCAUAUAUCAUCAACAACCAACUAUGUAAGAUUUCUAAAAGAUUAUCUUUUAGAUUAAUAAGAAUAAGCCCGUCCGCGAUUCCGCGUACCUUAUCAUUUUUUCUACUUUACCAUAGCGCAGGUGAGUGUAGUGAACUAGUUGAAACUCCGAUGAUCUUCCUUCUUCCGCAAGGCAGUUUUUGAGGAGACUCAUCAGAUCAGCAAUAACAACAGUAAAUUAAACCGUGUUUGACGGUUUGCGUUGUAAUUAGUUAAGUCAGCUAUUUCUUCUCAUCAUACUUGCUAUCAGAUGCUACAGUAGCCGUCAACCUCAGUCAACAAUGACUUAACAUUUCAUGAAGAACGGAGUCAGUUGCGAAAGAGCCUUGCAGUAAACUUGAGAAAAAUGAACUUCUGGUUUAUGCAGUUUUUUCUGGAAAGUUAAAUCCACUUGUCAUGUGUGCUUACCUGAAUGGGAAACAACUACAGAGGGUUUUUUCCUUCACUUUUUGUUCAGUUAAGAAAUGAAAAAAUUGCAAGAGGUGGCCCAUGGUUGGCGCCGAGCGGGAGGACACGCCACCAUUUGUCCAAAUCCGGUGAGAAAAAUGGGGGGAAGUGGGGGUGAGGGGUUCGUUUGUGACAUCAGUCCAGUUAUUUCGAUCUAACUUAAUAAAUUCAGUCUUUAUUCUGCGAAUUAAAAAGAUCAUUGUAGGCGCUGAUUACGAACGCCGACUAAACCAACAUAAUGUGUUAAUAUAUUACCCAAAUUAAGUGCAUGGGGUAAUGUGUGAUGCGGAAGUUUGGUCCUGCUGCUGAAGUGUCGGUUUAUAUGUUAAUUAAUGCACCGAUCGCUCAACAUAUGGUCAUUAGCUUCUUGGCACGCUUGGUGGCCCCCAAAAGUAGGAAUUUGUGAAACUGUCAGCUCCUAGAUAAUAGACUGAAAGUUGAUUUCUUCGGGGAAGAGGAGUAUUAAAAACUAAAACUUUAACAUUGUUUUUUAGCUUCUUACGCGCAAUCAAUAAUACGACAAGCUAUUGCAGAGCUACACGCGAGUACAUGCAUCAAAUUCAAACGACGAAUUAGUAUUAAUGAAUUUCAUUACGUGGAAUUUAUUAAAGGAAACGGGUAA
Molecule: messenger RNA, 4823 nt
Organism: Paramuricea clavata
Lineage: Eukaryota; Metazoa; Cnidaria; Anthozoa; Malacalcyonacea; Plexauridae
Source: the annotation of a GenBank genome assembly